Messenger RNA from Fukomys damarensis (Damara mole-rat), 2681 nucleotides. RefSeq names its product leucine-rich repeat-containing protein 37A2. NCBI's taxonomy places the organism in Eukaryota, Metazoa, Chordata, Mammalia, Rodentia, Bathyergidae. The record is from RefSeq and is a predicted model, not a curated record.
GCUUGCGAGGCAGGAGGCUGAACCACUGAGCUAAAUCCCCGGCCCUCCACUUUAUCUAUUAGAGACCUACAUAAUCCCCAGAAGAAGAGUGCUUUAUGAAAUAUUUUAAGUUUUAUUCAUAGGUAAUCACAGAAAAUGAUUUUUAACCUAUAAGUUCCAUACCAAAAAAAGAAUAUAAACUUUUCAUGUAACCUCAUGCAUAUUGAAAAUACAGAUAAUUUUAAUUCCAUUGCAUUUUUCAGAAUUCUUAAUCAUAAUCCUCUGACAACUAUCGAAGAUUCAUCUCUUUUGAAAUUACCAGCAUUAAAAUAUCUAGACUUGGGACAAACUCACGUGUCAUUGACAGCACUUGAGAACAUCCUCACAUGGGCUCUGGAAUUAGAAACACUGAUCUUACCGAGCCAUCUGGUCUGCUGCCUCUGCCGAUUUAAAAAUGAAAUUGAGGUUGUCUUCAAGACAGUCAAGCUGCACUGUGAGAGGACGUGUCUGAUCAGUGCCACGCAGUGUCUGGGAGAAGCGUCCAUUGGGAACCCUGGGGGCACCUUCAUGAAGGUGUUAGAAGCCCGGAAGAUGAGCACCAGCACCGAGCUGACUAUUGGCUCUGAAAAGUCAUCUUCAGAGAAAGGCAGUAUCGACUCCUCAGGCUUUAUGAAAGAGCAGGUAGACAUUAACGAUGAAAGUGACAUCAUUAGUGCACUAAGUUACCUGUUGCCGUACUUCUCACAGGGAAACCUAGAAGGUGCAGAGUCAACAUUAUUACCAUUCUUAGGUGAAAAAAAAGACAAAACUGCCCUGCUUAUGCAGUCUAGCCUUUUUGGUCCCAAAUUCAGGCGCCAAAUCUUUCCAAAGAAGUGGGAAAGUGCUCAAGCACAGGAAAACAGCCUGGCAGAGAUUUGGCGUGGAAGGAAAAGGCUUCAAAGAGUGAAGAAGGUCCUUGGGAGAAACAGAAGAAAUGAUUUUACUCAUAGCAUUUUCAUUUUAGAAAAUGCAAAAUCUAGAGUUAAAACCAUGAAGGAUCCUAAACGAAUGUUACAUUCUGGAAAAGUCCACCGCUUUCACAAAUUUCAAUCUCUCAUGGCCCACAGAACACCCAAGGCCAAACUGAGAGAACGGUUGAGAAAGGAAAACACACACAGUAGACUAAUGCUUAUACAGAGGCCUCAGUUUUCAGCAGUGAGGAGCCUUGUCAAUUCCCCUUCAAGACGGUUCUCAUCUUCAGGAGACCUGGAUUUUCAGAAGACUCUUGUCUCCGAAUUAUAUGCUCCUUUAGGUGCUUCAGUGGAACACGCUCCUGUAGAGAACCAUGCCCUAGAUGAUUUUCCAGGAGAGGAUUUUGCACUAAACGUUAAUGUGCCAGAAGAAAAUCUCUCUGAAAAGACAACUCACAAGAAUCCUUCCGUUGCAGACUCUGCUGUGAUUGCAUUCAACCCAAUGCCCGGUGUGCACUAGACCAGGAAGGCACAAUGGGUACACCUCAACACAUUCACUGAGACACCCCACAAAGACUUUGCUUCUCUCUUGCUGUCAUUCCCAGGUGAUCAGUUCGAAACUUACCUAAACCAACAACUCCAGCCAUUUAUCCCAAACCAUGACAUAAGAAGGCUGAUUUCCCAAGUCAUCUUGACUUUAAAGAUGGACUGCUCUGAAGCUCACGUGCAACUGGCCUGUGCCAAGCUCAUCUCUAAAAUGGGCCUCCUGAUGAAGCUUCUCAGUAAGCAGCAAAAUGUUAGUAUGCCCAUGGCCCAGUGGGAUGGAGACCACUGGAAAAGUGAGAACCUUAUCAGUGACAGCGCAGCAGGCCAGGGUGAAGAGCAGGAGGAGCAGGAGUCGAGGCAGGUGAGGACAACUGCCCAACAUGAGGGUCUGCCACAAAGCACCCAAGCAGGAGGACCAGGGGCUCCUCAUCUGUAUUUUGUCUUGGCCACACUCACAGAAGUUCCAGGAGUUAACUAUUUCAAACUGAUCUUGCCCUUGUCUGUGAUGGGAGGAGUGAUGAUUUUUAUGCUAAUUUUGUGUCUCUUUAAGAUUUAUACCCAAAGAAGAGCUCCAGAGGAGAGUGAAGAAGGGGCCCCAAGGGGCUCUUCCCAGCACUGGCAUGGGAGAUGCAACAGAGAAAAUGAAAAUGAGGAGGGCGUCCCGGGGUGUGGUUUGCCACUCUGGCUUAGGGACAUGCACAGACCUAUCAGCGCCUCCCGCGUAAAAUACCUGGCGGCUAUGCUACAUGACAAGGACUCUUCUGAUGAAGAGAAAAUUUUCACAAGGGAUACACGGCAGUUCUGUGAAGUCAUCACAGAAAUGGCACUAACAGAGCUGCCCUUUGAGGAUGGGGAAAGUGGAGCACUGGAAGAGGUCAUCAUCGACUGAGCCUGUCCUGCUCUAGCAGCGCUCCUAUGUACUGAUGUAGUGAUUUUUUUACAUUAAAAUGUACAAAAUUCAAAACCACUUUUAGUUAUGUGUUCAGAAAUUAAAAUGUAAAUAGUUAAAUAUGUCUGUGCACAGAGCAAGAGCAUGGGCAAAAAGUACUGGGACUAAAGCUCAGAUCCUUCGUGACCAGGAUUCUCCAUCAAAUGCCCAUUGCUCUGGUCCACUUUCCUCUGCUUUUUCAAGAACCAGUUUUGCAUUGGUAGAGAGUGGCUCGUCCCUGUAGCCCCAAGCACUCUGGGAGGAUCACAAGUUUGAGC